GUUCAAGUUGUAGCAACACAUUUCUUCUUCAUGGGAACGCCAAGUGACAGUGUUUUGAUUGCAUGGGAUAGUGUGGUCAUGUGUAAUAAAACUUUUACUUGAAAGCCUUAGAUCUAUUUUACUCCGUUUAUCGUGUGGAACAGCAGUCAUAAUGGUGAAAGAGCAGUUUAGGGAGACCGAUGUGGCAAAGAAAAUAAGCCACAUCUGCUUUGGGAUGAAGUCUGCUGAACAGAUGCGUCAGCAAGCCCACAUCCAAGUAGUUAGCAAGAAUCUGUACAGCCAGGACACCAAGCACACUCCUCUGCCUUAUGGAGUGUUGGAUCACCGCAUGGGCACCAGUGAGAAGGACAGACCAUGUGAGACGUGCGGGAAGAACUUGGCAGACUGUCUGGGGCACUAUGGUUACCUGGAUCUGGAGCUCCCAUGUUUCCAUGUGGGCUACUUUAAAGCUGUCAUUGGAAUCUUGCAAAUGAUCUGUAAGACAUGCUCUCACAUCAUGCUGGCCGAAGCAGAAAAACUCCCCUUCAUGGAUCAACUGAAGAGGCCUGGCCUAGCUUACCUCCAGAAACGAGGACUCAAGAAGAAGAUAUCUGACAAAUGCCGCAAAAGAACAAUCUGUUUGAAUUGUUCUUCAUUUAAUGGAACGGUAAAGAAAUGUGGCUUACUGAAGAUCAUACACGAGAAGUAUAAAUCAACCAAGAAAGUGGUGGACCCCGUCGUGUCUGAAUUCCUCCAGUCCUUUGAUAUUGCAAUAGAACACAACAAAGAAGUGGAAUCCUUACUUAUAAGAGCACAGGAGAACCUGAGUCCUUUGGUGGCCCUCAACUUGUUCAAGAGGAUCCCCGCGGAAGACAUCCCCCUGCUGCUGAUGAACCCAGAGGCCGGAAAGCCCGCUGACCUCAUCUUGACCCGUCUCUUGGUCCCGCCCCUCUGCAUCCGCCCUUCCGUAGUCAGCGACCUCAAGUCGGGCACCAACGAGGACGACCUCACCAUGAAGCUCACGGAGAUCAUCUUCCUCAACGACGUCAUCAAGAAGCACCGUAUGUCAGGCGCUAAGACCCAGAUGAUCAUGGAGGACUGGGACUUCCUGCAACUGCAGUGUGCCCUCUACAUCAACAGUGAGCUGUCGGGUAUUCCCCUCAAUAUGGCGCCCAAGAAGUGGACCAGAGGCUUUGUACAGAGACUGAAGGGCAAACAAGGACGAUUCCGAGGAAACCUGUCCGGAAAGAGAGUAGAUUUCUCCGGAAGAACGGUCAUCUCUCCAGACCCUAACCUACGGAUUGAUGAGGUGGCUGUCCCCAUUCACGUUGCCAAGAUCCUGACCUACCCUGAGAAGGUAAAUAAAGCCAAUUUGGAAAUGUUGAGGAAGCUUGUGCGUAGCGGUCCAGAUAUUCACCCAGGGGCCAACUUCAUCCAGCAACGUCACACCCAGAUGAAAAGGUUUCUUAAAUAUGGCAACAGAGAAAAGAUGGCCCAGGAACUGAGAUUUGGCGACGUGGUGGAGAGACACAUGAUAGAUGGAGACAUUGUUCUCUUCAACAGGCAGCCUUCCCUUCACAAGCUCAGCAUUAUGGCACACAUUGCCCGUGUAAAGCCUCACAGAACAUUCCGGUUUAAUGAGUGUGUGUGCACACCAUACAACGCUGACUUUGACGGAGAUGAGAUGAACCUCCACCUCCCCCAGACGGAGGAGGCCAAAGCAGAGGCCCUGGUUCUGAUGGGGACCAAAGCCAAUCUUGUGACCCCGAGAAAUGGAGAGCCUCUGAUUGCAGCUAUUCAAGAUUUCCUGACAGGAGCCUACCUCUUGACACUGAAGGACACCUUCUUCGACAGAUCAAAAGCCUGUCAGAUAGUAGCUUCAAUCCUCGUUGGCAAAGAUGAAAAAGUCAAGAUUGCUCUCCCUCACCCUGCUAUAAUGAAGCCAAUGGCUCUGUGGACCGGCAAGCAGAUUUUCAGUCUGAUCCUGAAGCCCAGUAAGGCCUGCCCGGUUAAGGCCAACCUGCGCACCAAGGGCAAGCAAUACUGUGGGAAGGGAGAGGACCUCUGCUACAAUGACUCCUUUGUGGUGAUCCAGAACAGUGAGCUGCUGUGUGGCAGCCUGGACAAGGGCACCCUAGGCUCUGGCUCCAAGAAGAACAUCUUCUACAUCCUGCUCCGGGACUGGGGUCAGCUGGAGGCCGCCAACGCCAUGUCCCGCCUAGCGCGCCUUGCACCAGUCUACCUCUCCAACCGAGGGUUCUCCAUCGGUAUUGGAGAUGUGACCCCUGGCCAGGGCCUGCUGAAAGCCAAGCAGGAUCUUCUGGACGGCGGCUACAAGAAGUGUGACGAGUACAUAGAGGCUCUGAAGACCGGCAAGCUUCAGCAGCAGCCAGGCUGCACAGCAGAGGAGACCCUAGAGGCCCUGAUCCUGAAAGAGCUGUCAGUCAUCAGAGACCACGCAGGCAGCGCCUGUCUUCGAGAACUGGACAAGAGCAACAGUCCUCUCAUCAUGGCCGUGUGCGGCUCCAAAGGCUCCUUCAUCAACAUAUCCCAGAUGAUUGCUUGUGUCGGCCAGCAGGCCAUCAGCGGAUCCAGAGUUCCAGACGGCUUUGAGAACCGCUCUCUGCCCCACUUCAAAAAGCAUUCCAAGCUCCCUGCCGCCAAAGGCUUUGUUGCUGACAGCUUCUACUCAGGGCUGACGCCCACAGAGUUUUUCUUCCACACCAUGGCUGGUCGAGAGGGCCUGGUGGACACGGCAGUUAAAACAGCUGAAACUGGGUACAUGCAGAGGCGGCUGGUGAAGUCCCUGGAAGACCUGUGUUCUCAGUAUGACCUGACAGUGAGGAGCUCUACCGGAGACAUCAUUCAGUUCAUCUAUGGAGGAGACGGCCUGGACCCGGCCGACAUGGAGGGCAAGGACGAGCCCCUGGAGUUCCACAGGGUUCUGGACAAUAUCCGAGCCGUUCACUCGAGCCCCGACGAGCCAGCCCUCAGCAAGAACGAGCUGGUCCUGACCGCCGAGGCCAUCAUGAAGAGGAGUGACUUCAAGUGUUGCAGAGACAGUUUCCUUGAGGCAUUAACCGAGACCGGCUCUGAGAAGUAUUUGGAGGAGAUCAAAAAGUUCAUAAAGAGCAUGUCUGAGAGAAUCAAGAAGACCAGGGACAAAUAUGGCAUCAAUGACAACGGCACCACAGAGCCCAAAGUUCUGUACCAGCUGGACCGCAUCACUCCUACUCAGCUGGAGAAGUUUCUGGAGACAUGUAGAGACAAAUACAUGAGAGCCCAGAUGGAGCCGGGCUCAGCUGUGGGAGCAUUGUGUGCCCAGAGUAUUGGGGAGCCUGGCACCCAGAUGACUCUGAAAACCUUCCAUUUCGCUGGGGUGGCCUCCAUGAACAUCACACUGGGGGUACCUCGCAUCAAGGAGAUCAUCAACGCCUCAAAAAACAUCAGUACCCCUAUAAUCAGCGCCCAUCUGGAUGUAGAGGAUGACGCUGACUUUGGCCGCUUGGUGAAAGGAAGGAUUGAAAAGACUCUUCUCGGAGAGAUUUCCGAGUACAUAGAGGAGGUCUUUCUACCUGACGAUUGUUUAAUUCUGGUAAAGCUGUCCCUGGAAAGGAUCCGACUAUUACGCUUAGAGGUGAACGCUGAAACCGUGCGUUACUCUAUAUGUAUGUCCAAGCUGCGCGUUAAGCCCGGGGACAUUGCCGUGCACGGCGAGGCCGUUGUCUGUGUGUCUCCACGAGAAAACAGCAAAAGCUCCAUGUACUAUGUGCUGCAGUCUCUCAAAGAGGAGCUUCCCAAGGUGGUAGUGCAGGGAAUACCGGAGGUGGCAAGAGCUGUCAUUCACAUCGAUGAGCAGAGUGGAAAAAACAAAUACAAGCUCCUGGUUGAGGGGGACAACCUGAGAAGCGUCAUGGCAACCCACGGUGUGAACGGCAACCGGACCACCUCAAACAACACCUAUGAGGUGGAGAAAACACUUGGGAUUGAGGCGGCAAGGUCCACUAUCAUCAACGAGAUCCAGUAUACUAUGGUGAACCAUGGGAUGAGUAUAGACAGGCGUCACGUCAUGCUCCUGGCUGACCUCAUGUCCUACAAGGGAGAGAUCCUGGGAAUUACCCGAUUUGGCCUGGCUAAGAUGAAGGAGAGCGUCCUUAUGCUGGCAUCGUUUGAGAAAACCGCUGAUCACCUUUUCGACGCUGCCUACUUCGGACAAAAGGACUCGGUUUGUGGCGUGUCUGAAUGCAUCAUCAUGGGCAUCCCAAUGAACAUCGGUACAGGGCUGUUCAAGCUGCUACACAAGGCUGACAAGGAUCCCUCGCCACCUAGGAGACCGCUGCUCUUUGACAGCCCAGACUUCCACAUCCCAUUAGUCACGUAGACCUUUCGCCUGUCAAUCAUCCCCAGCCCCGCCCCAGCCUUUUAACCUCCCCUUCACAUGGUUUGCCUUACAGGGGUAGAGCUGCAAGACAAAGAUGGGUGUGCAUCCAUGAACAUGUGCUGGUUUGAAGAAGGACAUGUUAAGGCAAUGCGUCAAAUUGUUUGCAGCAUUGUGUGUGUGUGGGGGGGGGUCAGUGUCUGCAUAAACAUCAGGCCUUUACUUUAAUCCCAUAAAGCUCUUCUGGCUGAAGUUUUCUUUCCGACUCAAACCCCAAUGGCUCUGUUGAUGGUUGUGCCUGUCAAAAAACCUUUUCCAUAGGAAGCAAGACUGGAAAAUGUGAAUCUUUUACUGAUAUAUUGUGCUUUUUUCAGCUGCACUAAAGAUACAUGACCACAAAAUGUUUAUUUUUGUUUUGUUUUUUACUGAAGCCUUGUAGGAUGCAGUGUUUGGCUUGUUUUGAAUGGCAGAAGACAGGCAGUCCCUUAUGCUUAUGUUUAUUUGUGCAUGGAGAGUACUGAAAGCUUUAUAACUUUUUUUCCUUGUUGCUUGGACAGUGAUAUUGCAUUGGAGACAUUGUGCUGACACAUUUUCUUUGAAGGUUUUUGUGGAAUUUGAAUCUGACUGGUAAGGUAUGUAGUUGGGUACAUGGCUUUAUUCAGGGUGCUUCAGAAUGUUUCAGGAUGCUGAAAGCAUUUUCCAUAUUUAUUUCUCAUGUGGGUCAUCCAACUCAAUACUUCUAAUGCAGCAAUAAAGCUUAAUGACCUAGUUGGUUUUAAAUUACUCUACUCUCUGGUAUAAGUUCUUGUAGGAAAAAAUAUGUCCUGAUAUCACAAUGAUAAGGCCACAGUUGGAUUGUGUUAGGUCUCAAAAAAGAAUAACAGCUUUCAUCAUCAGCAUCAUCAUUUUAUCAUCAACAUGAGCAGCUUUUCAUUUUCUGUAUGUAUGUAUAUAUUGGUUGUGAAUAAAGCAUUGGAUGAAGGA
Messenger RNA from Hypomesus transpacificus, 5341 nucleotides. It is a transcript of the gene polr3a, whose product is annotated as polymerase (RNA) III (DNA directed) polypeptide A. Bases 152 to 4360 code for a protein of 1402 amino acids. Gene Ontology annotation, biological process: DNA-templated transcription. Gene Ontology annotation, molecular function: DNA binding; DNA-directed RNA polymerase activity. The transcript is spliced from 32 exons. Lineage: Eukaryota; Metazoa; Chordata; Actinopteri; Osmeriformes; Osmeridae. The record is from RefSeq and is a predicted model, not a curated record.